This is a messenger RNA of Lemur catta (Ring-tailed lemur), 1037 nucleotides long. It is a transcript of the gene TIMM17B, whose product is annotated as translocase of inner mitochondrial membrane 17B. Gene Ontology annotation, cellular component: mitochondrial inner membrane; TIM23 mitochondrial import inner membrane translocase complex. The record is from RefSeq and is a predicted model, not a curated record. Bases 80 to 748 code for a protein of 222 amino acids. Gene Ontology annotation, biological process: protein import into mitochondrial matrix. Lineage: Eukaryota; Metazoa; Chordata; Mammalia; Primates; Lemuridae. Gene Ontology annotation, molecular function: transmembrane protein transporter activity. The transcript has 7 exons.
UCAGACGCCUCUGUGCGUUUACACUGGGGGAGUGGCCCGGCUGAGGUUGGGCCUGACUGCGCGGCCGGACGCCGGCGCCAUGGAGGAGUACGCUCGGGAGCCUUGCCCAUGGCGAAUUGUGGAUGAUUGUGGUGGAGCCUUCACUAUGGGUGUCAUUGGUGGUGGAGUCUUCCAGGCCAUCAAGGGCUUCCGCAAUGCCCCAGUUUGCAUAUUGCUGUCUGAAACUAUCUUGUUUAUCUUAACCCUGCUCACGAUCUGUCUCUCCCACUAUAAUGUGAGCUCUGAGAGGGCAAGGACCAGAUCUACCUUGUCCACUGCUGUAUCCCUGCAUAAAGCAUGGUGCCUGGCAUAUAGUGGAAUUCGGCACCGGCUGAGAGGUAGUGUCAAUGCUGUGAGGAUCCGAGCCCCCCAGAUUGGAGGUAGUUUUGCAGUGUGGGGGGGGCUGUUCUCCACCAUUGACUGUGGCCUGGUGCGGCUGCGGGGCAAGGAGGAUCCCUGGAACUCCAUCACCAGUGGAGCAUUGACCGGGGCUGUGCUGGCUGCCCGCAGUGGCCCAUUGGCCAUGAUGGGCUCAGCGAUGAUGGGGGGCAUCCUGUUGGCCCUCAUCGAAGGUGUUGGCAUCCUCCUCACUCGCUACACAGCCCAGCAGUUCCGAAAUGCGCCCCCGUUCCUGGAGGAUCCCAGCCAGCUAACCCCUAAGGAGGGUAGCCCGGCCUCAGGCUAUCCCAGCUAUCAGCAAUACCACUGAAGAAGCCACCGCCUGCCACCGCCACCAUGGGAGCUGCUCCUCACUUCCCUCCCCGCUGAUCUACCUCGAAGGGAGGGCUGGCUCCCAGUUAGCCCUGGGACCCUCCAGAGAGGGCUUCUACUGUGCUCCCUUGUCCCAGGGUGGGGGUGGGGCACCCCAGCUGCCCUGACAGAUGGGUCCCCUUUUUCCUCUCUCAGGGCACCCCAGCCCCACACUUACAUGUAACAAGCUCACCCCAGCUCCUUUGUGUGGCACCCUGAUGAGUAUUUAAAGCCAGUUUUGAAAUGUC